Colletotrichum abscissum is the source of this 792-nucleotide messenger RNA. RefSeq names its product proteasome A-type and B-type. The transcript is spliced from 3 exons. The record is from RefSeq and is a predicted model, not a curated record. Gene Ontology annotation, cellular component: proteasome core complex. Lineage: Eukaryota; Fungi; Ascomycota; Sordariomycetes; Glomerellales; Glomerellaceae. The coding region runs from base 1 to 792 and encodes 263 amino acids.
AUGGAUCACAGACCGCAAGCUUGGGGCCGUCCUAGAGACGACGUCUACGGAGCCUACGAUGGCUCGUACAUGAACACCAAUGGUCCCAACCAAGCGACACAGGCCCCCAUCGUCACGGGUACAUCAGUCAUUGCCAUCAAGUUCAGCGAAGGUGUCGUCAUCGCCGCCGACAACCUGGCAUCCUACGGCUCCCUCGCCCGUUUCACCGAUGUCAAGCGUCUCCGCACCUUCGCCAACUCCACAGUCGUGGGCUUCGGCGGCGACGUCUCCGACAUGCAAUACCUCGACCGCCAUCUCUCAAGCCUCGACAUUGAGGAGUCCUACGACCUGGCCAACGACGCCCCCGCCCGGCUCAAUGCCGCGAACCUUCACAAGUACCUCUCCAAGCUCCUCUACAAGCGCCGCUCCGACUUCGACCCCCUCUGGAACCACCUCCUCGUCGCCGGCCUCGACGACAACAACAAGCCCUUCCUCGCCGCCGCCGACCUGCUCGGCACCACCUUCACCUCUCCCUCCUUGGCAACGGGUUUCGGCUCAGCCCUCGCCCAACCCAUCAUGCGUCGCUACGCCCCCGAUGAGGAGACCGCCGCUAAGCUCUCCAAGGAGCAGGCCGUCGACGUGAUUAAGGAGUGUAUGAAGGUUCUCUUCUACCGUGACGCUCGCAGCUCGGAUUCCUACUCGAUUGCUGUAGUAACCAAGGAUGGAGUCGACUUGAAGGAGAGUGAGAAGCUUGAGAAGCAGAGCUGGAAGUUUGCGGAACGGAUCCGCGGCUACGGUACGCAGGUGAACUAA